AUGGCUUUUGUUCAUCCUCACCCUUUUGUUUUCUUACUAAUUCUGCUACCAAUCUCUGCGGUUGCACAAAACGAUGCUGAUUAUGUUAACGUUGGCGACUCUCUCACUGCAACUGAUGAGAACAACACUUCAUGGCUAUCGCCUUCUGGUGAUUUUGCCUUCGGAUUUAGCCCACUGGACCAAAAGGAUCUCUUCCUUCUUUCCAUUUGGUUUGCUAAAAUACCAGAAAAAACCGUAGUUUGGAAUGCUAGACUAGAUAACCCUGUACCCAGGGGAUCAAAAGUGGAACUAAUCACUGAUCGUGGGCUAGUUCUUACUGGCCCUCAAAACGAUGAGUUGUGGACAACUAAUUCCACUGGCACUUUCUUUGGUUUCAUGAACAAUACAGGCAACUUUGUGCUUGAAGAUAGUAACUACAAUAAGUUAUGGGAGAGCUUCAAGAAUCCCAGCGACACGAUGUUACCUGCACAAAUUAUGGAAAGGGGAGGGGUGCUUUCUUCUCGACAAUCAGAGACCAACUUUUCCAAAGGCAGGUUCCAGCUACAAUUGGGUGAUAAUGGGAAUCUUGUUCUCCAAACAAUCAACUUGCCCACUGACAAUCCUAAUGAAGCUUAUUACGAAAGUCAGACCACUGCUGGCGAUAAUGGUACAUUGAGUCCUGGUAAAGAACUCGUCUUCAAUGAGUCAGGCUACAUGUACAUUAUGAAAGAUGAUAACCAAAGAGUUGCUCUGAGACCGGCAAGGGUAGAAUCAACUGCUGAUUUUUAUUUUAGAGCAACUCUCAACUUUGAUGGAGUUUUCACCCAAUGUUCUCACCCAAGGACUUCCAAUGCCAGUGGAAGUUGGAAUCCGAUCUGGUCUGUGCCGGAUAAUAUUUGUGUUAACAGUAAUGCAAAAACAGGAAGUGGCACUUGUGGUUUUAAUAGUAUAUGCACCCUCAAGCCAGAUCGAAGGCCGAUGUGUACAUGCCCCAAGGGAUACUCCUUUCUCGAUCCAAAUGACCCAUAUGGCACCUGCAAACCAGACUUCAUACAAGGCUGUGCAGAAGAUGAGCUAGGUCCUGGAAAAGAUCUUUAUUAUUUUGAAGUGCUAAAAAAUAUAGAUUGGCCAUUCUCAGACUAUGCAUACAUGAAGCCUUAUACUGAAGAUCAAUGCAAAAAGUCCUGCAUGGAAGAUUGUAUGUGUGCUGUUGCGAUUUUCAGAUCAGGUGAUAGCUGUUGGAAGAAGAAGCUGCCUCUCUCAAAUGGGAAAGUCGACAGCAACCUUAAUGGUGGGCUGGCUUUUUUCAAAAUCAGAAACAAUAAUUCCAUCACACUUCCAGAUGAUCGAUUGCCAAAUCCAAAACCAGAAAAUAAGAAUCAGAAUAAUUUGAUCCUCAUGUGGUCAAUGCUUCUCGGUGGUUCUGUGUUUGUUAACAUUAUUUUAAUUGCGGCAAUUUGUCUGGGUGUUUUCUUCAUUUAUCAUAAGAGGCUCAAAAGACCUAUACUAAAUGUUGAUGCUGUGGAGAUGAAUUUGCUAUGUUUUACUUACAAAGAACUUGUAGAAGCUACAGAUGGGUUCAAAGAAGAACUGGGAAGGGGAGCUUUCGGCAUUGUUUACAAAGGAGCAAUUCAAAUGAGUUCUAAUGUCCUUGUGGCAGUCAAGAAGUUAGAUAGUUUGUUUCAAGAAAAUAGUGAUAAAGAGUUCAAAACUGAAGUGACUGUGAUUGGUCAAACACAUCACAAGAACCUAGUUCGACUGCUUGGGUUUUGUGAUGAGGGGUUACACCGAUUAUUGGUAUAUGAGUUCUUGAGCAAUGGUACUUUGGCAAGUUUUCUUUAUCGAGACUCGAAACCCAGUUGGAAUCUAAGAGUACAAAUUGCAGUUGGGAUUGCCAGAGGACUCUUGUACUUACAUGAAGAGUGCAGCACCCAGAUUAUCCAUUGUGAUAUAAAGCCUCAAAAUAUACUUCUUGAUGACUAUUACAAUGCUCGAAUUUCUGACUUUGGAUUGGCAAAACGUUUGAUAUUGAACCAAAGCAAGACUCAUACUAACAUUAGAGGAACAAAAGGAUAUGUUGCACCUGAAUGGUUUAGGAACAUGCCGAUCACAACCAAAGUGGAUGUUUAUAGCUAUGGUGUCAUGCUACUAGAGAUAAUUUGCAGUCGAAGAAGCGUAAAUUUGGAGACAAUUGGGGAACAACAAGCAAUUUUGACUGACUGGGCUUAUGAUUGCUAUCAAGAAGGAAGGCUAGAUUCUCUUGUUGAAUAUGAUGUGGAAGCAUUGGAUGACAGAAGGAAGCUUGUGAGGUUUGUGAUGGUUGCCAUUUGGUGUAUUCAAGAAGACCCAUUUCUUAGACCUACCAUGAGGAGGGCUACACAGAUGCUUGAGGGUGUUGUUGAAGUACCGGUUCCACCAAGCCCUUAUCCUUAUAGUAAGACUAGUUAA
Quercus lobata is the source of this 2427-nucleotide messenger RNA. RefSeq names its product G-type lectin S-receptor-like serine/threonine-protein kinase LECRK2. The record is from RefSeq and is a predicted model, not a curated record. Bases 1 to 2427 code for a protein of 808 amino acids. The transcript has a single exon. Gene Ontology annotation, biological process: protein phosphorylation. Gene Ontology annotation, molecular function: protein serine/threonine kinase activity; ATP binding. NCBI's taxonomy places the organism in Eukaryota, Viridiplantae, Streptophyta, Magnoliopsida, Fagales, Fagaceae.